GCAACGAAGCUUCAUGUUGUCUAUUUUCUUGGUCUUUUCUCAAUUUUCGUUCACCGCGUUUGUAAGGAGAAACUCAAACCUUCACCACUUAUUAGUUUCCUUUAUCGCGUUUCUCAGUUUCACUAGAAGAGUAGUAGUAGCAAACACACCCAUAAGCACAACAUAGAACAAACAGCCCCAGCAGUCCGUUUUUUCUUUUCUCUUCGUUUUGUGUGUGUGAGAGAGAGAACUAGAGAACGAGGGAGUGAGGGAGAGGGAAACAUGAACAGCGAAUCGGACCCUCUAUUGCCACCAGAAGUGUCGGCUAAGUCAUGGAGGAUAAAUCUGGAAGAGUACUUCCCUGCAUCGACUGGAAGAGUACUUCAUAGUGGCUCCUGCACUCUGUGCCGCCUUCUUCGUACCCCAAUAUGCAAACAAUGCAAAGUUAAUGAUUACUACAAGAAACAAGAAAGGCAACUUGAUGGGUAUGCUGAGAUAGAGACCAUGAUUGAAACAGGUUGUGCUCCUGGAAAUCCAGUAGAGGUUGGUUAUUCUGCACCCCCUAGCCCCCAAAACAUUCAUAUAUUUCUUGUGAUAUUUUCUAUUUUGUAGGAAUUGAAAAUUCUUUUAAUGCUGGUUUCUAAAGUCAAACAUUAUAGCGUUUAUAGGAAAUAUUCAUAAAGUUUCAUCCAAGAUGGGGGUCAUGGCAUCAUGCCCAACUCCUUUCUUUUGUUUUAGUUGUAUUCCCCCCUAGCUUGAUGAUUUUAAAUGCGUGUUCAUUAUAGUGGUGUCAAAUGGAAAAUUUUGGAAUAAAACAAGAAGGAAAUUUCUGAGUUUGAUUGUAUAAAAUAAAUUGACUACUAUUUGUGAUCAUAUUUCUUCCUCUAUGACACAUUUGUCUCCUCGUGAACCUAUUUGAUAAAAGUUUCCAGCUCCCCUUAUUAGGAACCACUGAUUUCCUAACGAUUUCCAUGCAUCCCUAUUAGGAACCACUGAUUUCUUAACAAGUGAUAUCAAAUCCAUUGAUCUUGGGAUGACCAAAUCUGUUGCGUUGCAUCAAAGUUCCAUGGAUUUACCAAAAUCAAAGGUUGAGAUCCUUUUACAUGUCUUCUCAAAGUCUGAAUUCUUUACUCUUGACAACACUUUACCACAUUUCAAGCCGUCCUCUUAUCACAUGGAAGAAGAGGUGUAGAAAUGGAUUCAAGAAGCAGAGGUAUGGGGAUUCUGCACAAAUUGGACGGAGUUUUAUGUAGCCUACAAGAUUGGUUUCUAACAAAUUUCUCUCUCUCUCACUCAAGAGGAACAAAAUAGAAUUGCUCGAUCUUAUUAAUUAACAAAAAAAUGAGAGCAUACAUGAUAAAUACAUUGACACUGCUAUUUAUACAUACAACAAAGCAUAACCGCCUAAUCUAAGGGUCCAUUUUGUUGGGAGGAUGAAAAAGUAGGAAGAUAAAAAAUAUUUUAGUUUCUCUUAUUUGUGUUUAGUUAGGAGGGUGAAAA
This is a messenger RNA of Quercus robur (English oak), 1479 nucleotides long. RefSeq lists its product as uncharacterized. The record is from RefSeq and is a predicted model, not a curated record. Bases 262 to 591 code for a protein of 109 amino acids. Lineage: Eukaryota; Viridiplantae; Streptophyta; Magnoliopsida; Fagales; Fagaceae. The transcript is spliced from 2 exons.